GGACGACGGGUAAUUGAUUCAAAAGGACCAAUCAGCAGCUUCCAAAUGCUGUCAAAAAUUUUGCCAGUCUGUUGUUGCCUUGCAAUCCGUAACGUUUACUAAACGUUCACCGAAAAAAAAUUAACGGUAACGUUAACUAUCUUCGACAUCUGUGGAUUUUUUCCUUUCAAGCAGUGAAACAAGUGCUGAUAUCAUGGGGACUAGUUUUGCAGAGAUCUGUGACAACUGUAAGAUGGGUCGUGAGUAUGCACUGCUGGGGAACUACGACACGUCAUUGGUGUAUUACCAAGGUGUACUGCAGCAGAUUCAGAAACUACUGGUUGCCAUCAAGGAACCUGCACGCAAGCACAAGUGGCAACAGGUGCGUCAGGAGAUAGCUACAGAGUAUGAACACGUGAAGGACAUCAGCAGUACGCUCAACAGCUUCAAGACAGAUAACCAGGGUGCCCGCAGUCGUGUUCACGAGGAACCCACACGGGACCCUGAUGUCUGGCCACCGCCCACUCCUGUGGAACACAAACCUUCUCCCAACUAUAAUCGCCGCGGACCUGUCCGGGUCGAACCACGUCAGGCUCCCGCUCGUAUCGGACCAUCCAACGCUCCAGGUCGCGGUGCGGUCGAUCGUAGGGACCGGCGAGCGGGGCCGUCAGCAGGGGGUGGUGGAGACCGUAGGGGUGACCCCAGGGCACGGGGGCCGCCUGGACGACAGGAUCCUAAGGGAAGAGGAAAGGGCAAGGAUGAAAAAGGAGAUCGCAAGUCUCCGGAUGAAGAGAAGAAGUUUGACCCGGCAGGUUAUGACAAGGACCUGGUGGAGGCCCUGGAGAGGGACAUUGUGCAGAGAAACCCCAAUGUUCACUGGGAUGACAUUGCAGGGAAUCCAGAGGCUAAGAGGCUGUUAGAGGAGGCUGUGGUGCUGCCCAUGUGGAUGCCAGACUUCUUCAAAGGGAUCAGAAGGCCAUGGAAGGGAGUGUUAAUGGUGGGGCCACCAGGUACUGGGAAGACCAUGCUUGCCAAGGCUGUUGCUACUGAGUGUGGUACAACAUUUUUCAACGUGACCUCCUCCACGUUAAGCUCUAAGUACCGUGGAGAGUCUGAGAAACUGGUGCGACUCCUGUUUGAAAUGGCUCGUUUCUACGCUCCUAGUACCAUUUUUGUUGAUGAGAUUGACUCCAUCUGCAGUCGGCGUGGCAGUGACUCGGAACACGAGGCCAGUCGCAGGGUCAAGUCCGAGCUGCUGAUUCAGAUGGACGGUGUAUCUGCUAAUGAAGGAGAUGAAGGAAAGAUGGUGAUGGUGCUGGCAGCCACCAACUUCCCCUGGGACCUGGAUGAGGCCCUGCGGCGCAGACUGGAGAAACGGAUCUACAUCCCCCUGCCUGACACAUCAUCUAGGGAGGAACUGCUCAAGAUCAACCUGAAGGAAGUGCCGAUUGACGAAGAUGUUGUCCUGGCCUCUAUUGCCGAGAAAAUGGAUGGAUACUCUGGUGCUGACAUAACCAAUGUCUGCAGAGAUGCCUCCAUGAUGGCCAUGCGGCGCCGGAUUGAGGGUCUCACUCCAGACCAGAUCAAGAACCUCCCCAAAGAGGAGCUGGAACUCCCAACCUGCAUGAAGGACUUUGAAGAAGCCUUGAAGAAAGUGUCCAAGUCUGUCUCCAAAGAUGAUCUGACCAAGUAUGUUAAGUGGAUGGAGGAGUUUGGAUCCACAUAGUGUUUCAAGAAGACCUGAUCACUUUCCUUAGAAUGGACUCACCAGCUGUAUCUAGCUGCCUUUGUCUAUCAAUUAACCUCAUCUGAAGUAUAGCCUUAUACAUUUGAAAGUCCAAUUGAAAGUGGGGUAGAUAACUAACAACGUAGUAAGAAUGAUACAAACAAGUUGCAGAAAUGUAACGAGAAUCUUCUGUCCAGCCAGUGCUUUCUUAUUCCAUUCUUCCCAGACUUACCGCAACUGAAUUGUUGUAUAUGUAUACACAUGUCCUUCUGUCUUUUCUACUUCAGUACAAAUACAUGUGUCAUAGUGAAUCCACAUUGCAUUUACAUUGGUAGCAUGUCCGUCUAGAAAGCUCGUGCCUCCAGAGCUCAUCUUGCUAGUCCCAAGCAUGGGAUCUACAAAGGACCCCCCCCACACACACACACAAAUACUGCUUUAUUUAAUAGGUGCAUGAUUAUACUUCACCACAUUAUAAGAUGACUGCUUUACCUUACGUGUACAUUAUACUUGUGAUUGUGAAGAAUGAGAUUGUUGGUGUUAUUUGAGGUUGUGGCAAAUGGAAUUUCAGAAACUAGCUCAGAAUGAUAUUUUAAGUUCUAUUGAAUGGCACCAUAUUUUGUGCACUAGAUUGAUGUGUACUAGUACCACUGAGUGGUUGGUUCUUAAUUAUUUAUCUGCUGUAGGCCAGUUCACUUACUAAAUCUGUCAUGGCUGUCUGGUAGAGUCAAUUCCACAUUACCAUUUGGGUGUUUGUUGCCUUUUAUUCUAACAUUGGAGCCAGCUUAAAACCUUUGCUUAUGGGGCCAACAACCCAAAUCUACUAUUUGUAAGAUGUUGCCAAUUGUGAAAAAAUCACAUAGCUGUCACCUAUGUGUUUGAAAAUUGUUCUAAAAAAGAGAUAUUUGUAUUUUGGAAACUUUCACAAUGUUUCCAACGUAUAGAAAUGAAUUCAAACGUUUUCAAACUUCCACUUUUGAUUGCUAGAACAAUCUAGAGCUAUUGCGACUGAAAUAUUAUUUUACUUGAAAUCAAAUUUAGUUCAAAUUUAUUACAAAUAUUGUUUGAACACCCUCUUGGUGAUUUGGAAUUGGUCUUGUAACAAGGUUGAAUAGAUGUCAAAAUAUUGGAUGAUACUGUAAUUGAGCAUGGUUCAAACCUUGAUUACAUGAAGUUGUAGUUCCCCUUUCAUAUGAUUCAAGUGGUACAUGUUCCUUGGCUGCUGAAAAGCUCCACAGAGCACAUUUCCAACAAUAAGUAGACUGGGCAUAGCCUUAAUCUAUUGAAUUAACCCUCUAUACCAUACAUCAUUCCAUCUUAUAACUGAACUUAUUAUUAGAUUUAAUUUUUGCUAAUGGUCGUGUUGUGAGAUAUCAAUAUUCUAGUGAAAUUAAGUUUGUGUUCAACAUAGGUUUUUUUUUUACAUUUGAAUGAACCAUCGAGUAUUUUUUUGUUCAUUCCUUGACAAAGACUGGUGGUGUUCAGUUGGAAAGUUUUGUGUUGGAUAUUACAGUUAAACUAGCUCAAUAAUAUUUUUGUUGUUGGCAGAAACACAUGCACGAAGCCAUGAAGACAGCAAUGUUGUAUCAGGAUGUGUUUGGGAUUAAAUACUGAUGCAGUUGAG
Molecule: messenger RNA, 3326 nt
Organism: Branchiostoma floridae (Florida lancelet)
Lineage: Eukaryota; Metazoa; Chordata; Leptocardii; Amphioxiformes; Branchiostomatidae
Product: katanin p60 ATPase-containing subunit A1-like
Exons: 11
Coding region: 194-1705 (503 amino acids)
Biological process (GO): microtubule severing
Cellular component (GO): microtubule cytoskeleton
Molecular function (GO): ATP hydrolysis activity; ATP binding; microtubule binding
Source: RefSeq, a predicted model, not a curated record